Messenger RNA from Cajanus cajan (pigeon pea), 2086 nucleotides. Its product is annotated as disease resistance protein RUN1. Gene Ontology annotation, molecular function: ADP binding. The record is from RefSeq and is a predicted model, not a curated record. NCBI's taxonomy places the organism in Eukaryota, Viridiplantae, Streptophyta, Magnoliopsida, Fabales, Fabaceae. Gene Ontology annotation, biological process: signal transduction; defense response.
UCACACAUCUCAAGAAUCACUGCCAUGGACAUCAUGCUUAAUCCAACAUCCUCUUCCUUUGCCCAUCAAUGGUCUUAUGAUGUUUUCCUCAGUUUUCGGGGGGAGGACACCCGCACCGGUUUUACUGGAAACCUUUUUCAUGCUUUGGAUGGAAAGGGAAUCCACACCUUCCUGGAUGAUGAGGAGCUGAAGAAGGGAGAAGAAAUCACACCAGCUUUGUUGAAGGCAAUUCAACAAUCUAGGAUUUUCAUUGUGAUUUUUUCAGAAAACUAUGCAUCAUCAACUUUUUGUUUACAAGAACUUGAGAAUAUCAUGGAGUGCUUAAAUCAUAAGGACAAGCUGGUUUGGCCUGUUUUUUAUAAAGUGAAUCCAUCCGAUGUGCGACAUCAGAAAGGAAGUUAUGCAGAAGCACUAGCCAAGCAUGAAAGCAGAAUUAAUGACAAGAACAAGGUGAACAAAUGGAGAUCAGUUUUGCAAGCAGUAGCUAAUCUAUCUGGUUGGCACUUCAAACAUGGGUACGAAUAUGAAUUCAUUGGAGAGAUCAUUAAAGAGGUCUGUAAAAGGAUCAACCGAAACACUUUACAUGUUGCUCAUCACCCAGUUGGGUUAGAGUCUCGCAUACAAAAGGUAAAAUCACUUCUAGAUGUUGAAUCAAAUGAUGGGGUCCACGUGGUGGGAAUUUAUGGAAUAGGUGGAAUUGGAAAAACCACACUUGCUUGUGCAGUAUACAAUUUCAUUGCUCAACAAUUUGAAGGCCUUUGUUUUCUUGCCGACAUUGGAAAAAAAACAAUGGAGCAUGAGCUGGUACAACUUCAGGAAAAACUUCUUUAUGACAUAGUUGGAGAGAAAGACACCAAGUUGGGGAAUAUAAUGCAAGGAAUCCCAAUAAUUAAAAAUAAGUUCCGUAAAAAGAAAAUUCUUUUGAUUUUGGAUGAUGUCAACAAAUUGGUGCAAUUGCAAGCACUUGCAGGUGGACUAGAAUGGUUUGGUCCUGGAAGCAGAAUUAUUAUCACAACCAGAGAUAUCCAUUUGCUACAUGUUUAUGGUGUUGAAAUAACCUAUGAAGUGGAAGGAUUAAAUCAUGAAGAGGCCCUUGAAUUGUUUAGUUGGAAUGCUUUCAAAAGAAAGCAGGUUAAUCCUGAUUAUUUGGACAUUUCAAAGAGAGUAUUGCAACAUUCUAAUGGCCUACCAUUAUCUCUGGAAAUAAUAGGCUCUGAUUUAUAUGGUAAGACAAAGUUGCAAUGGAAGUCAGCAUUAGAUGCUUAUGAAAAAAUUCCUCAUAAAAAUAUUCAGCAAAUCUUAAGGGUAAGCUAUGAUGGUUUAGAGGAUUUUGAGAAGGAAAUAUUUCUAAACAUUGCGUGUUUCUUUAAAGGAUACAGAUUAAGUGAUGUCAAAAACACGUUACAUAGCGGUUGUGGCUCUUCUCCAGAUUAUGCUAUUGGGGUGUUGAUUAAUAAAUGUCUGAUAAAAAUUGAUCAACUUCAUGUGAGAAUGCAUGAUUUGAUUGAGUGUAUGGGUAAAGAAAUUGUACGGCUUGAAUCACCCUCAAAACCAGGUGAACGUAGUAGAUUAUGGUUCUCUAAAGAUAUUCUUCGUGUUUUCAAACAGAACAAGGGAUCCGAUAAAACUGAAAUCAUCAUGCUACACUUGCCUAAAGUUAAAGAAGUGCAAUGGGAUGGAACCGCAUUGGAGAAGAUGGAAAACCUUAAAAUAUUGGUGGUAGAAAAUGCUCACUUUUCUAGAGGACCUAGUGCUCUCCCAAAAAGUUUAAGAGUGCUAAAAUGGAGCGCAUAUCCUGAAUCAUCCUUGCCUGCUAAUUUUGAUUCAAAGAAACUUGUCAUAUUGGACUUGCCUAUGAGUUCCUUUACAUUCAAGGAUCAACUGAACAUGAAAUUCAAGUCUUUAAUGGAAAUGAACUUAAGUUGAUGUGAAUUGCUAAAGAAAAUACCUGACAUGUCUGGAGCACCAAAUCUGAAGAAACUGCUUCUUGUUAAUUGCUCAAAUUUAGUUGAAGUUCAUGAUUCCGUUGGAUUCCUUGAAAAACUGGAAUAUUUGAAUCUUAAUUGUUGCACCAGUCUUAGGGUUC